AUGUAUUUAUCAAAAACAUUCAGAGAGCCCUCUAACGGUAACCUUGUUAAUGACAAAUGCGUCUUUGGGGUCGAUGUAUAUAUCAUCAAGAACCACGGUGUAGGUGAAUGUUUGUCCCCCCUGUUUAAUGAGACCAAGUCUUAUAAGCACGAAUGGAAGAUUUCUGAAUUCACAAAACUGAAGAACAUAGUGUAUUCUCAAGAGUUUACUAUUGGGGGUUACAAAUGGAAACUUCGUCUAUAUCCUACAUGUGACGCUAAUGAAAAUGGCCAAAACAUUUCCAUCUUUCUUGAAUUAUUUCAUGCUAAUGGAUUUGAUUCCCGAAAAAAGGUGCAUACAACAUUUAGCAUAUCUAUCAAAGACCAGUUUGGUGAUGUCGACCGCAAGUUAACUACUUCUGUAGGAUAUUGGUUUGCAGCUCCUAAUUUUUGUUGGGGAUGGGCGGAAUUUUUGCCCCUAAGUGAAUUGAAGGAUCCAAAGAAAAGCUUCAUUGUCGGAGAUUGCUCCAUUGUAGAAGCAGAUGUUUCAGUGCUUCAUAUAGUCACCGGUUUAUCAUAA
Molecule: messenger RNA, 558 nt
Organism: Solanum tuberosum (potato)
Lineage: Eukaryota; Viridiplantae; Streptophyta; Magnoliopsida; Solanales; Solanaceae
Product: MATH domain and coiled-coil domain-containing protein At3g58210-like
Exons: 3
Coding region: 1-558 (185 amino acids)
Molecular function (GO): protein binding
Source: RefSeq, a predicted model, not a curated record